Messenger RNA from Bacillus rossius redtenbacheri, 2829 nucleotides. RefSeq names its product facilitated trehalose transporter Tret1-like. NCBI's taxonomy places the organism in Eukaryota, Metazoa, Arthropoda, Insecta, Phasmatodea, Bacillidae. Gene Ontology annotation, biological process: transmembrane transport. Gene Ontology annotation, molecular function: transmembrane transporter activity. The transcript is spliced from 6 exons. The record is from RefSeq and is a predicted model, not a curated record. Gene Ontology annotation, cellular component: membrane. Bases 53 to 1474 code for a protein of 473 amino acids.
AGGGGGCGCGCCGGGGUGCUGUCAGGGCCAGCAGGCAGCAGACAGUCGCCCCAUGGAGGACAACUCGCGCGAGACCCUAGGCGGACCGGCGCCGCAGCAGUUCCGCCCGGCCGGCGAGGAGGCGCCGGGCUCCGUCUGGCCGCAGUGCGUCGCGGCGCUCAUAGCAAGCCUGGCCUACGUCAGCGCCGGCUGCACCAUCGGCUGGACCUCACCGUCGCUGCCGCUGCUGAACGCCACGGGCUACAUCGAGCUGACGGCGACGGAGGUGGCGUGGGUGAGCGGGCUGACACCCCUGGGCGCGAUGUUCAGCCCGGCCCCCACGGGACUGCUGACGGCCAAGCUGGGGCACAAGGCGUCCUUCACGUGCGUGGCGGCGCUGUACCUGGGCGCCUGGGCCAUCCUCGCCGCCGCGCGCUCCGCCGCCGUGCUCUGCGUCGCGAGGUUCAUCCUGGGCGUCGCCAGCGGCGUCGUCUUCACAAUCACGCCCACCUACAUCGGCGAGAUCUCCCAGGCGCACAUACGGGGGGCGCUGGGCUCGCUGGCUCAGUUGUCGGCCACCGCCGGCUUCCUGUACCAGUACGUGGUUGGCCCGUGGUCCAGCUACGUGGCGCUGGCGGUCGCCUCGGCCGCCGUACCGGCGCUGCUGCUCGCGGGGUCGCUCUUCAUCCCCGACUCGCCGUACCAGCUGCUGAGGCGCGGCAGGCGGGCGGAGGCCAGGCGCGCCUUCCUCUGGCUGCGCGGCAAGAGGGAUGACUCUACCGGCGGCGACGAGUUCCGGGAAAUGGAGAACGAAGUGACGGCGAUGCUGAAACAGGAGCCCUCGAUGAAGGACCUGGUUGCCAACCGAGCCACCAUCAGGGCUCUCCUGCUCUCCCAAGGCCUGAUGACCUUCCAGCAGCUCAGCGGUAUCAACGCCGUGCUGUUCUUCACUGAGACGAUCCUCAGCAUCGGAGUGGGCUCACUCGACCCCAGCAUCGCCACCAUCAUCGUAGGCGUGGUGAUGCUAGCCGCAGCCGCAGUCACGCCGCUUGUGGUGGAUCGCGCUGGGCGCAGGAUCAUGCUUCUGCUGUCCACGUCAGGGAUGACUCUGUCCCUGGGGAUACUUGGAACAUUUUUUUACUUUACAAACAUACAUGCAGAUACAAGCAGCUUCGGAUUCGUCCCAGUGCUGUGUCUGGUGUUUUACAUCAUUGUCUACGCAGCAGGGAUCGGCCCGCUGGCGUGGGCUGUUUCGGCCGAGCUGUUCGCGCCCAUCGUCAGGAGCAAGGCGGCUUCGCUGACGGCCACCACCUGCUGGGUGCUCUGCUUCCUCGUCACCUUCUUCUUCAACAGCCUCGUGGAGCUGUUCGGCAGCCACGUGGUGUUCUGGACCUUCGCCGCCUGCUGCACCGCGGCGGGGGUGUUCGUGUACUGCCUGCUGCCGGAGACCAAGGGCCGGACCCUGCGGCAGAUACAGGAGCUGCUGGAGGGCUGAGCUCACACGCUCCUGCUCAGAGUGCUCGGCUGGGGCUCACACACUCCUGCUCAGAGUGUUCGUGUACUGCUUGCUGCCAGAGACCAAGGGCCGGACCCUGCGGAAGAUACAGGAGCUGCUGGAGGGCUGAGCUCACACGCUCCUGCUACAAUAGCUCGGCUUGUGGCUCACAGACUCCUGCUCAGGGUGCUAGACUUGUGGCUCACACGCUCCUUCUCAGAGUGCUAGACUUGUGGCUCACACACUCCUGCUACAAGAGCUCGGCUUGAAGCCUCACACACUCCUGCUCAGGGUGCUAGACUUGUGGCUCACACGCUCCUGCUCAGAGUGCUAGACUUGUGGCUCACACACUCCUGCUACAAGAGCUCGGCUUGAAGCCUCACAGACUUCUGCUCAGAGUGCUAGACUUCUGGCUCACAGACUCUCCUGCUACAAGAGCUCGGCUUCAAACCUCACAGACUCCUGCUCAGAGUGCUCAGCUGGGGCUCACACACUCCUGCUCAGAGUGCUCGGCUUGAAGCCUCACAGGCUCCUGCUACAAGAGCUCGGCUUGAAGCCUCACACACUCCUGCUCAGGGUGCUAGACUUGUGGCUCACACACUCCUGCUCAGAGUGCUCGGCUUGAAGCCUCACAGGCUCCUGCUACAAGAGCUCGGCUUGAAGCCUCACAGACUACUGCUCAGAGUGCUCGGCUUGAAGCCUCACAGACUCCUGCUACAAGAGCUCGGCUUGAAGCCUCACACACUCCUGCUCAGAGUGCUCGGCUUGAAGCCUCACAGGCUCCUGCUACAAGAGCUCGGCUUGAAACCUCACAGACUACUGCUCAGAGUGCUCGGCUUGAAGCCUCACAGACUCCUGCUACAAGAGCUCGGCUUGAAGCCUCACACACUCCUGCUCAGAGUGCUCGGCUGGGGCUCACACACUCCUGCUCAGAGUGCUCGGCUUCGGGCUCACACACUCCUGUUACAAGAGAUCGGCUUGAAACCUCAUGGACUCCUGCUCAGAGUGCUUGGCUUGGGGCUCACACACUCCUGCUCAGAGUGCUCGGCUUGAGGCUCACACACUCUUGCUACAAUAGCUCGGCGUGUGGCUCACAGACUCCUACUCAGAGUGCUCGGCUGCGGCUCACAGACCCUGCUCAAAGUUCUCAGAGCACGUGGGUAGAUGAGGAGAAUCUCUGGUGCAUGAAUGUUACCAGCAUCAGAGUACAACAACUGGGAAUCACUAAAAUGAUUCUUUUUUUUUAUGUUCCAAAUAAUCUACAUUUUUCGGUUUUAAUGUUAAACGUAUUUUUUAAUUUUUUUCAGAUCGGCCUAAAAUAUUUUUAAAUAUUUUGUAAAUAAAUAUUUUUUUAU